AUUCAUUUCCAACCACCUGCUCGCCGAAGAAGCACCCUGAGUAUCGAAGCUGGUAGCUACUACGAGUCGCAGCCCCGAAGAGAACGACGAGCAUCUCACAAUCAGUGCAACUUUUCACCGACCUCCCCUAACCGUAAGCCGAUUCGCGCUUCCCUGAAGAACCAUGAAGACGUCGAUCCUCUCAACGGCUUCCUCUCGACCCUUCGUCGGCCUCCUUAUACUUUUCGUUUUAUGCUUCGCCAUUGAAGUCUCCGCCAAAAGAGGCUGCUCAGCUUUCGGUCACUCCUGCUUCGGAGGACACGGGAAGAGGUCGGGACCCUCCGACCGCAUCGAAGACGGUCUUCAGGAAGUCGUCGAUGAUUCGGGUCUGAACCAGGAAGGCCAUCAGGAAUACGAGAGCCUGAGAGGAGGUGGGGAAAUCCUCUUAGCCGACGCUGGUCAGGUUUACCAGGAUCGUCCGAUGCCCCGUUUCCAGCCUCCGCAGGUCCUCAGCCUGCAGGAGCAGCGUCCUCGCUAUAAUCUAUCCCCGUUCAUCAGGCAAUGGCUGGCCUCUUACCGCAAUGGAAACUCCGCUGACUACGAGGCGAAGUAGGAUUCGAGAUAUCCGAAUACCAACCACGUCGUUUACAGCGUUGCGACUAUUUACGGAUAACACGACAAGGAAUAUAUAGUGAUGGUACUACUGAUAA
This is a messenger RNA of Diprion similis, 689 nucleotides long. RefSeq names its product neuropeptide CCHamide-2. Bases 164 to 592 code for a protein of 142 amino acids. The transcript is spliced from 3 exons. NCBI's taxonomy places the organism in Eukaryota, Metazoa, Arthropoda, Insecta, Hymenoptera, Diprionidae. The record is from RefSeq and is a predicted model, not a curated record.